AAUGAGCGGAACUUGUCAGUGAUGGAAAGUCGGUAACAGAAGUGAGGAGUGUCCCGUGAUCAAUUAGAGGAGAACUUUCACCGGUGAGCAGCCGCGCACAGCACAAGAGUUGUGCAUUGUACUUGUUUGGAAGAUUAACGAUGGAGUGGCGCCAACAGACCAGUGUCAGCUGUGCAGACGCGUUCACCGAGGCGCAACGCUGGAUUGAGGAAGUGACUGGAAAAUCGUUUGGUUGCAAGGAUUUCCGUGCUGCCUUAGAGAAUGGAGUCCUGCUGUGCGACUUGAUCAAUCAGUUGAAACCUGGCAUCAUUAAGAGAGUAAACAGGCUUUCUACUCCCAUUGCUGGCCUGGAUAAUGUGAAUGUAUUCCUGAAAGCCUGUGGCAAACUGGGACUGAAUGUGUCUCAGCUGUUUCAUCCAGGAGACCUGCAGGACCUGUCCACUCGUGCAACCGUCAGGCGAGAUGAAAGCAACAGAAGACUCAAAAAUGUUCUCAUCACAAUCUACUGGUUGGGUCGCAAGGCUCACCUUGACGCAUUCUACAGUGGUCCUCAGCUGAACUUCAAGGCCUUUGAAGGGCUGCUAGGGUUGGCGUUGUCCAAGGCUCUAGAUGAGGGCAGUAAUGUGAAAGAAUGCUCUGACCCAGAGAGGGAGGAAUGUCGGCGCAUCAGACCAAGCUAUAAGAUGGCAAACUCUGCUGACAGCAUCGACUUUCUGUAUUCCCGAGGGGUCCUCCCAAACAAUGAAAGUUGUGGAAGUGACGCGGAAGCUGAGCAGGUGUUCAAGAUGGAGCCCACACAGCCUUCAACCCAACAAAACAAGGCUUAUAUCCCACCACCAAUCCUAAGGGGAAAACAAGGAUUGAAAGGGAAUGAAAGGGACUGCGCUAGUUCACUUGCCAGAGCAUAUCAAAUGCAGGUCAGACCUGAGAGACCAGUUCAGGUCAACCCUGGCUGGAUUUGGAGCAAAUCACUCAGUGAUAUCCCGAUGGUAUACCCUGUGCGUAAAGUUCCUGAUGUGAACACCAUCUACGAUGUGGACCAGGAAAACCAACAGAGGUGUAGUGUUGCUGCCAAGGACAGUGAAGCUCAGUGGCACGAUGACUUGUCGAAGUGGAAGAAUCGUCGCAGGAGCAGCAAGUCUGACCUCCGCAGGAAGUCGCAGGAACGAGAACAUGUCAUUAACCAGAUGGCCAAUGGAGCAAUGGCUAAAUUUGAGAAGAACGAAGUGAACGAAGGUGGACUGCUAAAGAGAGACCAGCAGUCACCACGCAGGCAUUACCCUGCCCCUCGUCCUUACUCCACUUCUCCUUCAGCAAAAUCAUUGAACUCUGAUCUCCGGCCACGUACUCGGGCUCUGCUGGCCCGUAGCUACGCCACAGAGGCAUCUUUCAGUCCAAUGGCUCCACUUAGCCUCCACAACUCAGCCCACACUCAAGGAUCAUCAGUUGGAGCCAUGUCCGCCUCUGAUGGGAUUGUCCUGGCAGAUGAGACCUACUUUGCCUCCUUGGCUUCAGAUGGAACAGGAGUUACCACCCCUUCUCUGGACUGCCCUUUCAGCUCCCAGACCCAAGGCAAAGAGCAGGGCAGCCCAGCUCAUUUCCAGCCCAGGGAUCCUACUAAAGCCAUGUUGAGUCAAAAGGAACUUCCGUUCUGCCAUGAUCCACAAGUUCCCACUUUCUGCCCUGGUGCUGUUAAUCAGGCAGGAGCUAAUGCUCUGGAGGACUUGCACCACCAGAACUACAAGUCCCAGGAAGAGAGCCAGAAGACAUCUUGGAAACCAGCUGUGGAGCAAGGAGGUGACCAGCAGGCUGCAGAAGUCCACAAGUACUUGUUCAGAACUGCGUCGUGGUCCGGCUCAGCCAGCCUUCCUCGGGGUUACCGGAGGUCCGAGGGCUCGUCUCGUCUCUCUUCUGCAAUCACAGCCAGGCCCUUUGGGACCAAGCAGUCCAGGGUGUCCUCGCUGCCGAGACUGUGCAACGUAGACAACUAUGGCCUGCUGAAAAGUGAGGAAUUGCUUUCUCCAGCUAUCAAAUCUUCUCUCAAAAGACCUACUGUAACCGCCCAUCAGAAGGGUCAGCAGAAGAAAGCCAACCAGGCAAAACAGAAUGCUACAGAACAGGGGGAGAAGGUGCAAGGUGUCACCGUCUCCGGACCGACUUCCUUCCAGACCAAUGGCUACCACCAUCAGCCCUACACCCAAACCCAGCUAUUACCGCAGCCUUAUUCAAACCUGCAGACCCAUCGCAACAAAAGUUUGACUGCCCCAUCUGAUGCAAGCAUUGACCUCCCAAAGGUGGAUCACAGUGACAUGAGAGUGAGCCUUGCUCUUAAACCCAACAGUAGAACAGACUUUGGUUUCCAGACUCAUUGGGACUCCACAGGGGCACGAGUGAAAUUCAUUGAACCUGGCAGUCCAGCGGAGCUUUGCCAGCUGUGUGUGGGCGAUGAGAUUGUGACUGUUAAUGGAGUUGCUGUGGCACACAUGAACUACAACCAGUGGAAGGAUAAAAUGACAUCUUCCCUUCAAACCGGCAGUCUGACCAUGGACAUGCGGCGCUAUGGCAACAAGGAUUGGAGCACCAGUGAGGGGAGUCAUCCUAACCAGUCAGGCCAGAGCAGGGUUACUCUCAAUCUAACUGCCGCAGCGCCGUUCCUGAUGGGUUGCCCUGAUCACCAUGCCAACAGUGGUGCCUGCACAGAACCUGCAGACAGGAACCUCAAUGGGCAGACAGACGAUGUUUUACAAGGUAAAGUCAUGCAUGGAGAGCUUUCUGAAAACCAUAAGACAGCCAGAAAUAAAGAUCAUAGUAACAUUAGUAUGAAAAAUCAGAAAAGGAGGGCUGAAUUUUUCAAACCGAAAGGAGGUUCAGAAUCUGCCAUAUCUGAUCUCCAGGUGCCAUCCCUCAGCCCCUCCUCAUCCAGCUGGUCGUGGGACCGCGAGGAGGAUCGAAGGCGUCAGGAGAAGUGGCAGGAAGAGCAAGAGCGCCUCCUACAGAAGCAAUACCAGCGGGAUCAGGAGAGGCUUGAGUCAGAGUGGCAGAGAGCACAACAGGAUGCAAAGGGGGAGUUAUGCAGGAAUCCAGGGGCAAAACAGAACACAUUUGAGAUGACCAAUGGUGUCGAGAGCCCUGCCAACACCCAGCUCCGUGUGAAUGGACUGAAAAACAAAACCAGAGAAGAGCAGAGCCCUGACCAAGAUAAGCUGAAAGUAGCAGGUCUAAACCCUCAAAGUAAUGCAUCAGGACAGCAGCAUGACCAGAUUUCAGGACAAAUCUGGGCUGAGGACUCCUUUGGCUUUGCUCAGCUGUCUCCUGCACACAGGGCCAAGUCCUUGUCUACCCCAGCAUUAGCUGGCACCACAAGAGGUGAUGAAAGGAAAGGAAAAGGACACUCUGUGUGCAAGGCUGAGAAAGACAGGCAGCAGAUUUUGGAGGAGAUGAAGAAAAGGACUCAGCUUCUGACAGACAACAGCUGGAUACGUCAGCGCAGCAACAGCUUUUACAAGGAGCCAAUCUAUGUUGGGGUACCUAUGAAGAGGUUUGAUUCUCUGGACGAUCUGGAUACUUUGCGUCGAACCCCACUUUCAACCAGUACAUUCAGUUACCCUCGCCCACACUCCGCUGCUGAAGGUUACUGUGCUCCGAGUAGGAACUCCUCCUCCCGCUACAGCACUGGAUCAUUGCUAUCCCAGAGACCUACAUUCGAUUCCUCUCAUCAUGGCAGUCCCAGGAUGGUCUGUGGCAGGAGGACUUGCUGUGUGUGUGAGCGUGUCCUGGGUAGUGGGGCAGCCAUGGUCAUAGAGGCCCUUGGUCUCUGCUUCCACCUCGCCUGUUUCCAGUGUGUGGGCUGCCACCGACAUCUUGGAGGAACUGAGACUGGAGUCCAGGUUCGAAUCCGAAACAGGAAGCCCUACUGUGAGCCCUGCUAUUUCCAACUCAAGUCGGGUGCCCCCUCCAUGUGACCAGCAUGCCGUACUUGAGAUCACAGAGUAAGCAGCCGAAACACGGAACUCGUGUUGGAUGAAACUACAAGAACCCAGUGGAAACAUCGUCCACACGGCCAAGCCACGACUUUGGUCUCCUACAGUAAUUGCAGAUAAAAAUGUAAAGUCUGAUUUAAAAUCUGUGGCUCUACACACAAAGCAGACGCUUAAUGGCUGUUUUUUUUUUUUUAAAUCAAAUAGUUAAUGACAGUUUGUCAGCUCUUAUUUUCUGCUAAUUUGUUUCUAAGAAAGUGUAGAUUUAAUAUAUAAAAUAAAGUAAUUAUGGGAAUUCUUUGAUUAAUGCUUUUAUUUGAAUGUUAGUGUUGCUAUUUGUCAUAUCCUCAUUUGAUUUUUUUCAAUAGUGCAUUAAAGCUAUCAAAUAUUUCUUGUUGAUGUAGCCUAUUUAAGGGGGAACAUUUUAACUUUUACUGAUGCACUCUGUUCUAUUGAAAUAUCACCAAGUGCACUUUGAGAUAAAUUAGCAGUUUAUAUAGCAGGUAAAAAUGAGAAUCACAGCUGAAAUGUUUUUUUGUAAAUAAAGGGCACUGAACAUAAUCUAUAAGCUGUUUUUAUUUGGUGUCCCUUUGUGUACCACAUGGUGGCAACAUUGGUCUCAUAGUAAAACCUAAAACAUGAGUGCAAAACUGUGGGUUGAAAAAUGUCCUUUGAAUAUGCCCAAAUGGUCUGCAGUUUACAAUAUGACUUCUAUUUUGAUGAAUGAUGAUCGUUACAUUUGACACUGACACUACAGUAGCUACAGGUACUUGCCAGCAUGUACUAACGUGACUUUAGCUGACAACAUUGGCCUCUUGUAAUCCCGAGAAUUGGCAACAGCUACAAAAACGCAGCACAUUUUACAUGGAGGUGUUUUAUGCUGUCAAAAGAAACUUGACAAAGUUAUUUAUGUCAACAAAUUGUGUGCCUGCCUUGAUUUUUGUGAGAGCUAAACCUUUUUAUUUCUAUCUUUUGUGUAACGUAUUAACAAUAUUAUUUUCUUGUUUGUACUUUUUCAGUAAGGUAUAUGGGUGAGGAACAGCAAGUAUAUCAGUUUCUUGUGUUUAUCGGUUUUCUUUUUUCUGUGCCACCAAACCACAGCACCAAUAAAAGGCUUGUUUCAAAUAC
Messenger RNA from Etheostoma spectabile (orangethroat darter), 5105 nucleotides. Its product is annotated as LIM domain only protein 7. The coding region runs from base 141 to 3962 and encodes 1273 amino acids. The transcript is spliced from 31 exons. Gene Ontology annotation, biological process: regulation of cell adhesion; regulation of signaling. Gene Ontology annotation, molecular function: protein binding. The record is from RefSeq and is a predicted model, not a curated record. Lineage: Eukaryota; Metazoa; Chordata; Actinopteri; Perciformes; Percidae.